AUGCCCACCCCUGUCCUCCGCCUAGGUAUCCUAGGCGCCACUAACGCCGUCCAAGCCACCUAUCUCCCGGUGCUCCGCUCGCUCAAAACCUACUACACCCUCACAGCCAUCUACGACCCCAGCGCCGAGAUCGCAAACCAGUGCCAAUCCCGCUUCGACAUAACCCACAGCACAACAGUCGUCGAAGAUGUGCUGCACCAUAAAGAAGUGGACGUCAUCCUCAACCUCCUCCCAAUAGAGUACCAUGAGCAAUACACCGUGACAGCCCUCGAAUCCGGCAAAGACGUAAUGGUCGAAGUCCCCCUUACAAUGAGCAUCUCAAGCAUGCGCCGGAUCCGCGAAGCAAUCAAAAAAGGCAAAUCCACCCGAUCCCUCGACGACACCAACGAAACAGACGGCCCAAAAGUAUUCGUCGGAUGCGCGCGUCGCUACGCCCCCUGCUUCACAGAUGUCUUCAAGAAAGAGCUCGCCGCCCUAGGCCGCGUGUACUACGCGCGCUGUCGAUACAUCGCCGGCCCAAUGAACAACAUCGUCGCGCCGGCCUCGAUGGACAUCGCGCCGCCAAUAAAAAGCUACAAUAACCCCGAGCAGUUCCGCGCGCUGCUGGAAGACGUGUACGGGUCGAAAGACGACCUCACACCGGACAGAGCCGCUUUCUGUCGCUACCUCAGUAUGCUGGGUUGUCAUGAUCUGUCGGUGAUGCGCGAGUCGUUGGGCUUCCCGAAUGCUGUUUCUAACGUUGUUAUCACGAACCCGUUCUACUCUGCCAUUUUUCACUAUACGAAUUCCGCUGAGAAUGAUGGUCUCCCGUUCACGCUUCUCUAUGAGGCUGGUGUUGAUGCUGUGCCUCGCUGUGAUGCUCAUUUGACUGUCUACGGCGCGCAUAAGACGCUCAGUGUGGAAUAUGACUUCCCGCGUCCUGGUGAGAUGAUCAGUACUGGGACCUAUGUGCGGGUUGUUGUUGAGGAAGCGGAUGAGACGGUGGAGAUGGAUCAUGUCAAUGGAAAUCAGAUUAAUGAGAAUGAGAAUGCUGUUCCUCGGCCUCGUGUAAAACGGACGGAGACUGUUAGUACCUGUGACGAGGCUUAUGAGCGUGAAUUCGUGGCUCUGCAUUCUUAUCUGGUUGGUGAGGGGUCGGCGGCGAAGACAACUGCUGAUGAUGACGCUGUCAUGGAUCUGCGGCUGCUGCUUAUGAUCAUUGACCACUACAACCGCCGGUGUGGUACCAUUCGGACUCCGUUGGGUUGA
Penicillium samsonianum is the source of this 1248-nucleotide messenger RNA. Its product is annotated as Gfo/Idh/MocA family protein. Gene Ontology annotation, molecular function: oxidoreductase activity; nucleotide binding. Lineage: Eukaryota; Fungi; Ascomycota; Eurotiomycetes; Eurotiales; Aspergillaceae. Gene Ontology annotation, cellular component: cytoplasm. The transcript has a single exon. The record is from RefSeq and is a predicted model, not a curated record. Gene Ontology annotation, biological process: NADPH regeneration. Bases 1 to 1248 code for a protein of 415 amino acids.